Molecule: messenger RNA, 2828 nt
Organism: Etheostoma spectabile (orangethroat darter)
Lineage: Eukaryota; Metazoa; Chordata; Actinopteri; Perciformes; Percidae
Gene: mettl9
Product: methyltransferase 9, His-X-His N1-histidine
Exons: 6
Coding region: 285-1187 (300 amino acids)
Molecular function (GO): protein-L-histidine N-pros-methyltransferase activity
Source: RefSeq, a predicted model, not a curated record
UGGAUGUUUUAAAAGUGCGGAGAAACAUUCAGAUAGUUCCGGGGGGACACAUUUAGCGGUAACUCAGUAAAUGCAGGCUAUGCGGAAGUGAUUUUUGUUGUCACAAUGGGCAGAGUCAGGGACCACCCUGGUUUAUAAAUGGUAAGACAAUGGCUUCAGAGAACUAAGACCGCGAGUAAAUACAGCAGCUGGCUCUCCUAAACCCACCGCCCCCUAAGCUGAGGACGUUGGUGUUCGGAGCGUGGCUGCUGGGGUACGUGGCCUUUCUGCUGUCCAUCAGGAGGAUGUGGACGGGGAAGUCCGUCCGCAGUCCCCUCGUCCGCUCGCUGUUGAUGAGCAUGGUGACCGAGAACGACGCGGCCGCGGCGGAGACACAAGAGUGGUACCGUUGCAGUCCUGAGCUGCUGGGAGAAUCCGUGCGACCCGUGUUUGUCCAGAGCCACCUGGACUCAGACACCAAGGCUUUCCUCAAGCGGAGCGGGGAGAAGUCUGGCUGGCUCUUCACCCAGCUCUACCACUCUUUUGCAUCAACAGUCCUAAGCCCACUGGUCUCACGCACCUCCAUUAACGGGUUUCUGGGUCGCGGUUCUAUGUUUGUGUUUUCUGAGGAGCAGUUCCAUCGGCUACUCGGCAUCGGCCCGGAUUGGAGGGCGGACAGGCUCCUGGACCUCGGCGCUGGGGACGGAGGGGUCACAGAGGUGAUGGGAGCCCAUUUCAGAGAGGUCUAUGCGACUGAGGUCUCAUUACCCAUGAGAUGGCAUCUCCAGAGGAGGAAUUACAAGCUGCUGGGUAUAGAUGAGUGGCAGCAGACGGGGUUCCAGUACGACGUGGUCAGCUGCCUGAACCUGCUGGACCGCUGUGACGAUCCUCUGCACCUCCUGCGGGACAUUAGGCUAUCGCUCGUUCCCAGCACAGGGAGACUCAUCCUGGCUGCGGUGCUUCCCUUCCAGCCGUAUGUGGAAGUCGGAGGAAGAUGGCAGCGUCCCAAAGAACAUAUAAAAGUAACAGGAAAAAUGUGGGAGGAGCAAGUGACCAACCUGUCCAAUGAGGUUUUCCAAAGGGCGGGGUUUGAGGUGGAGGCUGUGACCCGGUUGCCAUACCUCUGUGAAGGGGACAUGUAUAACGAUUACUACGUCCUAGACGAUGCCGUUUUUGUCCUCAAGGCCUCAGAGGAUAAGUCUACCUGAGUCCCAAAUGCACUGUGGGAACAUCAGAGGCUUUAUCUUUAACUUUAUCUUUGUAGGUUGGUCCUGGGUGGAUUUUAGUCCCAUUUUCAUAAUCUUCAUUCAUAAAACACAGUAUUUCUGACUGCAUUUCUUUAGAAAUGGUGUCAGCUGUGAAGCUCAGGUGCUGUAGUUCCUCCAUUUUCCAGCCAUAUUGUGUGACGGUGAUACCUCUACUUUCUAAGCAAAAAAUAACUGAAUGGCAGUUUGCCUCUGUUGAAAUGCCACUAAAAAACAAAUCCUCUAGGUCAUAUCUUCAUCCUGUUGGUGUUUGUUCCAUAAAGUCUGUUAUCUGUGGGAGUGUUUACUGUUAGGGUUUCAUCUUUCUGUAAUAUUAACGGGAAUAAUCAUGGAUGAGUUAGCACUUUAAUUAUUUCAGUUUCUAACGCAAAGUCUCAGUGUAUGCACAUACUUGAUUCCUACAUUCUGAAUUUGGCCUUUUGUAUUUUAAUGCUGUUUUUUUUAACUUGCUAUUAGUUAGUUAUAACCAAAAUAUGAGGCCUUCUUAAAGCGAGACUAUGUGUCCGUUACCGAAUAAUGUUUAAAGCGGCUCUACAGUUUUAACUUAACCUUUUAGUAUGGGCUCAGCUCGCCUGUAACCUCGGCCGAGGUCGCAACAGAGAAAGUUCCAGCUACUAUACACAACUUUUGCCAAUGGAAAGCCAAAAAAGAUUGUUUCCAAGUGAGUUGAGUUGGGUCGUACAAUGCAGUGGAAAUCAGGCAAUUGUUAAUCAGCUGUUUGUUAACUGGAUCAGUCUGCUGUUUCAGGGUCCCCCCAGUGUAGUGCAAGUCUCUGGGAAUUAGGUUUGAUGUGUUUCUAAGACAUUUAACUACAGUUAGUGGGGCAGCUCAGUUGUUAACUUAGUUAUGUGUUCAAAUAUCCAGUUAGCUUUUAGCACUGACUUAAUGUAAGGCACUUCAGAACCUGUCUUAUAGCUUUUUAAAUCUCAAUUUCGCAAUAUUUGUCCGUGAUUCUGUGAUCGCAGAAACUAUUGGGCUCUAGAAUAAUGCUGCCAUCAGUCUGGGACUGGCCGCAGCCAGGCCCUCAACGAAAAAAGAGACAGGCUGAACAACUUUUCUGGGGGGAAACCCUGUGUUUUUUUUGGCUGAAAUACAGCUGCAGCUGGAAUUGAAGUUACUGGUGGAAUGGCCCAAAUGCCGUAGAGCUGGGGGACGGGGGAGGGGUUCAAUGGGUCACUACCCCUACUACAAGCGACCCCCUUGGACAUUAUAUGUAGUCAUUUGACCCAUUGUUAAGUGAUUGGUGCAGCUUUAAUGCUGACACUGUGAAACUGUAGAACAAUUAUAAAAAGCCGUAAAGCUGCCAAACUGACAGUUCCACAACAAUAUCUACUGUAGCGCCAGUUAACCAUCGUUAGCUACUGCUAGCACUGUCGCAGCAAAACCCCCGAGUGUAUUGAAUUAAGCAAGGAUGGGUUUUAUUACUUUGGAAUUCAAAUUUUUAGAGGGAGACAUGAUGUAGUCUUUUAAAAGUUACAUGGUCCUGCUGCACAACAGACUAUUAAAAAGGUGCCACAAUUAUUGCAAUAUUUUCAUUGAAAGUGUAUUACAUGGGUUCCAGAAUAAAAAUAAAAAACUACAUAA